Racocetra persica is the source of this 365-nucleotide messenger RNA. Lineage: Eukaryota; Fungi; Glomeromycota; Glomeromycetes; Diversisporales; Gigasporaceae. The record is from the annotation of a GenBank genome assembly.
AUGUGCGAAGACACCGGCAAAGGUAUUGGCAAAACAACAUGUGAACAUGAAGGACCCAGAAAUCUGAUUUUCAAAUAUAAAGAUAUUAGUGAACCGAUUGUUGAAUGCGAAGAUAUUAGCAAACUGAUUAUCGAAUACGAAAGUACUGGCAAACUGAUUGUCAAAUGCGAAAAUAUUGAAGAAACGAUUUUUGAAUACGAAAGCACAGGCAAAAUACUGUUUGAAUAUGAAAGUACUUUUGAUGCAACUUUCAUGUGUGAAGGUACAGAUGAAGUGUUUUAUAAAGGUAUUGCCGAUGCAAGUUUUAAAUCUGAAAAUACCAGCAAGACAACGUUCGAAUAUACAGAUAUGGUUAGAUCUUUUGA